Pseudophryne corroboree (corroboree frog) is the source of this 1236-nucleotide messenger RNA. Its product is annotated as oocyte zinc finger protein XlCOF6.1-like. Lineage: Eukaryota; Metazoa; Chordata; Amphibia; Anura; Myobatrachidae. Gene Ontology annotation, cellular component: nucleus. Gene Ontology annotation, biological process: regulation of transcription by RNA polymerase II. Bases 1 to 1236 code for a protein of 411 amino acids. Gene Ontology annotation, molecular function: DNA-binding transcription factor activity, RNA polymerase II-specific; RNA polymerase II cis-regulatory region sequence-specific DNA binding. The record is from RefSeq and is a predicted model, not a curated record. The transcript is spliced from 3 exons.
AUGGAGGAGUGGGAGUAUAUAGAGGAACACAGGGGUCUGUACAAGGACGUGAUGAUGGAGAAUCACCGGCCCCUCACAUCACUGGACGAUCUACAUGAUGAAGAAGAAGAAGAAGAAGAAGAAGAAGAAGAGACGCAUGUGAGGGAUGAUCAGCUGUGUAAGGAAGAGGAAAUCCUUACAGUUAUCGGCACAGCAGAUGGACAGAGCCGCCAGAACACCUUGGAGGGACAUCUCGUUUCAUCUGCAGAGUGUGAAAUAGAUAAUGGCAUCACACAGGAUUCCCCAGGAGGAAACCCCAUUGCACCAAAUCCAGUUCUAUGCAAUCCAGAAUUAUCAUCCGGUCCGUCUAUGCAUGAUACCUCUGUUCUCACACAUAAUAUGCCUCGUCGGGGGAAUAAAUUAUUUCCAUGUUCUGUGUGUGAUAAAUGCUUUGCCCGGAGAGAAACCUUUACGAGGCACCGGAGGAGUCACAUCGGGGAGAAGCCAUUUCCAUGUUCUCAGUGCGGGAAAUGUUUUUCCAAGAGAUCAGGUCUGGCUAAGCAUCAGAGAUUCCACUCCGACAAUAAACCCUUCACGUGCUCUGAGUGUGGGAAAUGGUUUACACAUAAAUCAUUUUUUAAUAUACACCAGAGAACUCACACAGGGGAGAAGCCCUUUUCGUGCCCGGAGUGUGGGAAAUGCUUCGUUCGGAAAUUCGCCAUUGUGGAACACCAGAGGAUUCACAGAGGGGAAAAGCCAUUCCCGUGUGCGGAGUGUGGGAGAUGUUUUACCCAGAGAUCAAGUCUGGCUAAGCAUCAGAGAUUCCACUCCAAAUGUAAAUCAUUCCCAUGCUCUGAGUGCGGGAAAUGGUUUACACGUAAAUCAUAUCUGAUUAAGCACCAGAGAACUCACAUGGUGAAGAAGCCGUUCUCCUGUUCCCAGUGUGAGAAAUGUUUUGCGCUGAAAUCGGUUCUCGCCAGUCAUCAGAUGAUUCACACGGGGGAGAAGCCCUUCUCAUGCCCAGACUGUGGGAAAUGCUUUGCGCAGAGAUCCGUCCUUGGGGAACACCAGAGGAUUCACAGAGGGGAGAAGCCAUUCCCAUGCGCGGAGUGUGGGAAAUGUUUUACGUACAAUUCCGACCUCAUUAAGCACAGGAGGACUCACACGGGGGAGAAGCCAUUUCCCUGUACUGACUGCCGGAAGAGUUUUACCCAGAAAUCACAUCUUAUUAAACAUCAAACAACUCACAACAAUUAA